Molecule: messenger RNA, 615 nt
Organism: Tetrahymena thermophila SB210
Lineage: Eukaryota; Ciliophora; Oligohymenophorea; Hymenostomatida; Tetrahymenidae
Product: small guanosine triphosphatase family Ras-related in brain (Rab) family protein
Exons: 1
Biological process (GO): regulation of exocytosis; protein secretion
Molecular function (GO): GTPase activity; GTP binding
Source: RefSeq, a predicted model, not a curated record
AUGUAAAGUAAAUAAGACUAUGAUACAUUAAUUAAGUUACUUAUCCUUGGUGAUUCAGGAGUAGGAAAAACUUGCUUUUUAGUGAAUUACUGCAAAAAAUCUUUUACUAGAAUACAUCUACCUACAAUUGGUAUUGAUUAUGAGCAUAAAUAUGAAGAUGUAGAUGGAAAGCAUGUUAAACUUUAAAUUUGGGAUACAGCUGGCCAAGAGAGGUUUAAAACUAUUACUUAAAAUUACUAUAAAGGCUCUAUGGGUAUUAUACUUGCAUAUAGUGUAACAGAUCCUAAUACCUUUAAAAAUAUAGCAGACUGGAUGAAAUAAAUUAGCGAAAGAGCAGAUCCAUCUGUUAAAAUAGUAAUUAUAGCUACUAAAAUUGACAUGAAAGAUUAAAGAAAGGUCUCAACUUAAGAAGGAGAAGAGUUAGCUCAAAAAUAUGGAGUAAAAUUUUUUGAAACUUCUGCUUUGGAAGGAACAAACGUCAUAGAAGCAUUUAAAUGUAUUGCUAGUUAAGCACUCUAAACAAUUUAAGCAUCUUCUCCAAUUAAUAACUUUAAAAUAAUUCAAAAACCUGUAAUUUAAUCUAAAAAAUAAGAAAAAGAUGCAAAAUGUUGCUGA